UGCUCGACUCCAGUCACACGUCAAAUAGAUUGAAGAGAUAUUUGCCGACAUGGCCUCAGCCUGUGCUUCUUCCACGAUUGCUGCCGUCGCCUUCUCUUCUUCCCCAAGCUCUCAGAAGAAUGGAUCCAUCCUGGGAGCAACGAAAGCUUCUUUCCUUAGUGGGAGGAAACUGAGAGUAAGCCAGUACACUUCUCCUCCUGCUGGAGCACGAUCGCUGACCAUCUGUGCUGCAGCUGCUGACCCCGACAGACCCAUCUGGUUCCCCGGCAGCACACCACCCCCAUGGCUUGAUGGCAGCCUCCCAGGAGACUUUGGCUUUGAUCCUCUGGGUCUGGGAUCUGACCCAGAGACCUUGAGGUGGAAUGUGCAGUCGGAGAUCGUGCAUUGCAGAUGGGCCAUGUUGGGUGCAGCGGGUAUUUUUAUCCCUGAAUUCUUGACAAAGAUUGGGAUCCUGAAUACGCCAUCAUGGUACUCUGCUGGAGAACUAGAAUACUUCACCGACACCACAACACUCUUCGUCGUUGAGAUGAUCCUCAUCGGUUGGGCCGAGGGAAGACGGUGGGCGGACAUCAUCAAGCCUGGAUGUGUGAACACUGACCCCAUCUUCCCAAACAACAAGCUUACUGGAACUGAUGUUGGCUACCCAGGCGGCCUGUGGUUUGACCCUCUUGGCUGGGGAACCGGCUCUCCUGAGAAAGUCAAGGAAUUGAGGACAAAAGAGAUCAAGAAUGGAAGGUUGGCGAUGUUGGCUGUAAUGGGUGCAUGGUUCCAACACAUCUACACUGGUACAGGACCAAUUGACAACCUCUUUGCUCACCUUGCUGAUCCUGGGCAUGCCACCGUUUUUUCUGCUUUCACCAACAAGUGAGGGAAGGAAGCAGCAGCUCAAAAGAUUCAAGUGCUGAAGACACGGGGGACAGCAUCAUGAUGGAAAACAUUUUAGAACUGUGUUUUCUAAGUGAUGAUGUAUUAUUUGAAAUCUUGUAUUCUCUUUGUCUCUGUCUGCUGUAGAGAAUACCUAAUGCAGUGUACAAAUACCUCAAAACAAACUCCACCCCAUCAUUUUGAACCCAUGUUAUCGAGAAAAGUAACAAUAGAUCCACCCAUAUGCAUAACA
This is a messenger RNA of Coffea eugenioides, 1117 nucleotides long. RefSeq names its product chlorophyll a-b binding protein, chloroplastic. Gene Ontology annotation, biological process: photosynthesis, light harvesting in photosystem I; response to light stimulus. Gene Ontology annotation, cellular component: membrane. The coding region runs from base 50 to 868 and encodes 272 amino acids. The transcript is spliced from 5 exons. NCBI's taxonomy places the organism in Eukaryota, Viridiplantae, Streptophyta, Magnoliopsida, Gentianales, Rubiaceae. The record is from RefSeq and is a predicted model, not a curated record.